AAAGAAUGUGACUGAUCAGUGAGCAGCUGUCACUUCAAGGCUUAGGGGACUCAACAAUCACCUCCCCAGGGACUCAACUAGAUAGGGAGAGAGAGUGUGACUGCAAGAGCUAUACUCAAAGAAAGUGUGGACACCGUAGGCACAAUAGAACUAGAUGCCUACAGAGACAGAAACAUGUAUGAAAGGCAAAUUAAUUUGGUAAUACCGGAAGCAUAAGAAGUUGCAACCAAGAAGCUAUAAGACUCCCCAGGUCCCUUAAGACCUUGAAGAUCCACACAGAAGGGUGUAAAGCAGACCUCAGCAGUUCCAAAAGGCAAUACAAGGAGGUUGCUAAUGCAAUAUGAUCCAGUGGGACUUGCACUAAAAAUACCAUCAACUUUGCUUCACUAGGAGAAACUGGACGGGCUGUAUCUUUUUUAAUUGGCUAAAGAUUAAACCUUUAGUUUUUCUUUCUAAUCACUUUAUCUGAACUGUUCUAGGAGGUGAAGAGUAUUCCAAAGCUUUUUGGCUGUAGUAACAUUAAGGUAAUACAUUUAUUUAUUACUCAUAUGUUCUAAGGUUCUAAGGCUUGAUCUAAUAAGGCAUUAUUUUGGAGACAUAAACGUAAUGCAGAGGUUCAAGUUUGCAAUUCUGGAAGCAUGACUGUUAGGCUAGGAUUUAAUAUGAAGAAAACAACCAGAAUUUAUGAAGGAGUUAAUUUUUUAAAGUUAUGUUGAAGAGAUACAUCUGUAUGUUAUUUGUAAAUCUUCAUAAAUUGUAGAAAAAAUGUUUAAAACUAUGAAUUUUUAAAAGCUACUUUGCAUCUAAAUUGUAGUUUACUCACACAAAAAGUUUUGGAAUACUUGAAUUCAAAUAUAAAAUUAUUCUCAAAGCCACCAUUAAUUAGAGGAUUUGCCUGCUGAUGAACGCUUUUGCUUGCCAAGACAAUCCAGGCUAAGAAAUAAUUGUAAACUAAAAAGAAUGGCAAAAGUUCAAGGGCCAAAAUAAUAAAGAGUUUAAAAGAUUUUGGAAAAAAGUUGUAAAAGGAAUAGUGAGAAAAUAAAAGUAAAAUAAUUGAUUUUGGGGCACUUACAAGAGCUUAAAGAAGAAGAUUCCAACAAUGAGAAAGGCUGAAGUCCAGAUGACCCUGAAGAAGCCUGGGGAGGAGGGAGCCCGGGGGCGGAUAGGAGUGGCGCCCCCUAGUCCUGGCAUCCCAUCGAAACGUGCCAAAGUGGUUCCGGAUCAGGUGGUACCAGAGCUAGGAGGCUCAGAUGAGUAUUCUUACCGAACACCACCGGUUUUCCUCCGCAAGAUGAAAAAUGCAGCUGUGGGAACGGGGUGCGACAUCCGUCUGAAAGUAACAGUGGCAGGUGAUCCGCAACCUAACUUGCACUGGUACCGCAACGACAUGCUGCUUCCUAUGGAUAACCAGGAAUAUGGAGGGCUGUGGAUCAGGGACUGCAAGCUCAGUGAUGCUGGGCUCUACACCUGUAUAGCGACCAACCCGCUGGGAGAGGCAAGAACCAGCGCUGUCCUUGCUGUCAUGGACCUGGAAGACUCAGAGACCACAGAAGAUGAGGCAGCAGAGCCUCAGAUACCUAUGGAAACAAAAGAAGGACCCAGAAGUCUUCAGGACCAGGCUCUUCACAGAAUGCCUGCAGGUGAUGCAGACAAGAUGAUGGAUGUCACACCUGAAACAACGCCCUCUUCUGGCAGAAGUGGGUCACGGGUUGGAAGCUGGUCUGGCAGUCAGAACACAGUGGUAGAGAAGGAGGCUCUGGCCUUGGGUUCCAGAGGCCCUGGUCCUACGCAACAGGAUGCUCUCUCCAAGCCUUCCAGGAGCCUAUCUGAAGACGUUUUGAGGGAAGACUAUGGCUGCCAGGCCGCUGAGCUGGAGCAGAGACGGGACCUUGGGUCCCUCAGAUACCCCUCUUCCCGUCCCCAAGUUCUCCCACCUCCCUCUCCCAAAAUUGGCCAGCGUCCCACCUCAACACCCUUACCCAGCCGUUCAGGGUCAACCCCUGUCACCCCCCUUACACCCCGCAAAAAAGUUGUCAUCCCCCUUGACUACCAAGACACUGUGCCAGAUGAAUUUGAGGAGAAAAUCAAACAGCCUAAAUCCUCAGCUCUCUCUCAAACCAGCACCCAGGAUUCUCGCCCUCAGACACCUCUGAGUGAGUAUUCAAGGAAGGAUUUAACGCUCCGUCCAUCACCAAAGUUGACUCGUGCAAGCUCUAAGAUUUUUGAAAAAGUACGGUACUUUGAGGAGCGCAGGAGGAGUAUUGACCACCCUGAGGGAUCCAUCUCUGGACGAUCAUGGGCGGGUUUCAAUCGAGCACGAUCCUUUGAACAAUCAGAUGAUGAGAGGAGCCGGACAGGAAUCUCCAGAGAGAGCUCAAGAGAGGAUCUGCGGGAGGCACUAAAAGCUGAUGCAGCCCAGAGGAGGUCCUUGUUCAAGCAGAAGGCUUCCUCCUUUGAGGACAGACCUCGUUACACGCAGAAGAUUCAGGACAUUGAGAACAAGUUCACAGAAGAGCUCCAGCGAAUUAAAAAGGUUGUGGGCAAGCCCCAACUGGGAAAAUCCUUCUCCACAGAACAGAUUGCUCACAGAAGUGGGAGGCAAACCCUACGAAAGUUGGAGCCCAUUCCCCCUCAGGUUCUCCAGAAGUUGCAAGACAGGGAGCGGAUGCAACAACAGCAAAUAUUACAACAGCAAAAACAGCUGCAACAGCAACAAUUACAACAACAACAACAAUAUGAACUGCAACAAAAACAGAAGCAGCAACAGCAGCUACUGCAACAGCAGCUACUGCAACAGCAACAACUACAGCAACAGCAACAACUUGAACUGCAACAAAAACAGAUGCAACAGCAGCAGCUACUGCAACAACUUGAAAUGCAACAAAAACAGAAGCAGCAACAACUGCAGCAGCAACAGCUGCAAUUACAACAAAAAGAGCAGCAACAGCAGCAACUCCCACAGCAGCACUUAAGUGCAAGGAAACCUUUAAUGAGGAGCUGUGCAACAGUGAACAGAUCACGAGAAGAGAUUGAUAGCUUAGAACCUAUGUUACUCACAGAAUUAAAUAAUAGGUUUUCAACUAGAGAGAAAACAGACAGAGAAAGACAUUGUGGCUCUUUGCCAUUGGAAGUGCUACAAAAAGCUGAAGAACAGCCACUCACCACACAACUUCCAUUAGAAUCGUUACCAACCAGGAAAGAGGAGCCCACAAUAAGGAAGUUUGAACAAAAACCUGUAAGCCCAUUGGUGAAGAAAGAAUUCGCCCAAUUUCAGGAAUCCCCAGCCCAAGCCCCACUCGGGCUUGUGAAAGCAAGUCUUACUCGUAUCCCCUCCCCUUUUCCCUUGCCAGAAGAAGAGAAGAUGGAGAUUGAUGAUAUACCUGCUCCUCCAGCCUACAGGCUACUCAUCCCCAAAAUUGUUGUGCCAGAGGAGACCUUAGAUAGGGAGCCUACUCUGGAGGAUGACAAGAAGAAGAAAGUCAGCGUAAUAAAAGAGGGGAGAACCCAGAGAAUCCGAGGGAAAGGCCAAAGAGCUCGUCCAAUGUCUCCUGAACUAGAAUCUUCUGAUGACUCAUAUGUGUCUGCUGGAGAGGACCCCCUGGAACCUCCUGUGUUUGAGGUUCCUCUUCGGGACACAGCGAUCACGGCAGGCACCGAGGUUCUGCUGAAGUGCAUUAUUGCUGGGAACCCUCUCCCAGAAGCAUCCUGGAAGAAGGACAAUGUCCUUAUAAAGAAUAGCUCAACCCACAUAAUCAAAGCGGAAGGUGAGAGACACACCCUGCUGAUCAAAUGGGCAAGACCAAGCGAUGCUGGGACAUACAAUGUAAUGGCUACGAACGAAAUUGGCAAUGCCUCCAGCAGUGCCACUCUCACUAUCAAAUCCGAGCCCAUUCAAGAACCACGAGCCUCUCUCAGUGUACCUGUGGAUAUCAGCAGCCCCAUCACAUCAGACGAGGAGUAUCUCAGCCCACUGGAGGAAGGGGUAGAAUUUGGGGUGUCAUCUUUUCGGGGGUUAGAGACCAUGCGUAUACCAGAGGCCGCAGAGCCCAAGAGCAUCAUUGAGACACAUUUCAAGGAACCGCCUUCCUUUGAGGUAUCUCUGAGUGACCAGGUAGUAACAGAAGGACAGGAUGCCAUCCUUUCUGUCUGUACUCACGGCGCACCCAAGCCCAUGAUUUAUUGGCUGAGGAACAGAGUGACAAUAAAGACUGACAGCCGACGGUGUGUAUCUGAGGCAGAGGAUGGCCGCUUUGAGCUGAAAAUUGCAAAAGUAGAAAAUUCAGAUGCUGGGGUUUACACUUGUAAAGCCAUCAAUGAAUACGGAAUAAAGCAAUGUGAAUGCAAACUUGAGGUCAGAGCUCCCCCAGCUGAGCCAGGCCUGGUGAUAACACGACAAGUGAAAGAUGUCACGGUGAAAGCAGGGGAGACGGCUGUGUUCGAGUGCCAGAUCACAGGGCCCCCAGAUGUUGAUGUGGACUGGCUGUCCAAUGGGAAGCUGGUUCAGCCUGCACUGCUAAACUGCAAGAUGCACUUUGAUGGGAAGAGAUGCAAACUACUCCUGAAUUCUGUACAUGAGGAUGACAGUGGAACGUACACAUGCAAAUUGAGCACUGCCAAAGAGGAGCUUACCUCCAGUGCAAAUCUCAAAGUCAUUCCCUCAAUAGAGCCCCUUUUCACGAUGAAGAUAGACAUCCUGGAAGUUAUUGAGGGACGCACAGCUCGAUUUGACUGUAAGGUCAGCGGAACUCCCCCUCCCAGAGUCACUUGGAGCCAUUUUGAUCAAGCGCUGGAGGAAAGUGAGAAUAUCCGAAUCCUGAAGGAUCGUGGUUUUCACUCCUUAAUCAUCUCUCAUGUCAGCAACGAGAACGAGGGCUUCUACACGGUCAUUGCCAAGAACACACAUGGCGAAGCUGAGUGCUCUGCGGAGUUAUAUGUGCAGGAGCCUCGCCCAGCAGUCGCCUCACAGAUUGCAAAGCUGGAAAAGAUGCCCUCAAUUCCUGAAGAACCAGAGGUGCCCGAGAGUGAGGUGGAGCGGUUCACCAUGCCUGACUUUGUUAAACCUCUGCAUGACCUGGAUGUGGUGGAGGGCAAGGAAGCUGUUCUAAAGUGCAAAGUGGCUGGUCUGCCAUACCCCACCAUCACAUGGUUCCACAAUGGGGAGAAGAUCGACAGCACAGAAGACAGGAAGAUGACACAGUACAGAGACAUCCACAGCUUGGUUAUCCGCUCAGUCACCCAUUCUCAUGGCGGUGUCUAUAAAAGUGUCAUUUCAAACAAGGUGGGGAAGGCCACGUGCUAUGCCCAUUUAUAUGUGACAGAUGUCCUUCCUGAUCCCCCAGAUGGGGCUCCUGUUGUUGAAGCAAUCACUGGCAAGACCAUCUCCUUGAAGUGGAAGAAACCCAAGAAGCUGGAUCCUUCGAUAGAUCCCAGCUCUUUGACAUAUGCUAUUCAACAACAAGCAAUGGGGACAAACCAGUGGACCAUUGUGGCCUCCAAUGUAAAAGAUACAUCAUACACGGUCCACUCACUCUCCAAAGGGGUACUCUAUGCCUUCAGGGUCCUAUCAGCCACCAGCAAAUCCUAUAGCAAGCCUUCUCCACCAACUGAGGCUUUGCAGCUUGUGGACAGAGGCCCAUAUUUUGAGGAAGCUCCAGUUAUCAUUGAUAAACCUGAUGUGGUGUAUGUGGUGGAGAAUCAAUCAGCCUACAUUACUGUCACCCUCAACCAUGUUCACGCCGGUGUCACCUGGAAAAGGAAUGGCUGUGUGCUGGUGAACAAACCAGGGCUGUUUGAAAUGAGCAUGCCUGAUGACGACCAGCACACUUUGAGGAUACUACGUGUGAGGAGCACCGAUGUAGGAGAACUCAUCUGUACAGCCAGUAACCAGUAUGGUAGUGACAGCUGCUCAAUGAGUCUGGAAAUGGCUGUGGCCCCAAGCUUUGAAUCCAUCAUGGAGGAUGUGGAUGUGAAUGUAGGAGAGACACCGCGAUUUGCUGUAGUAGUUGAAGGAAAGCCCAUUCCAGACAUCUUGUGGUAUAAGAAUGACAUCCUCCUGGCAGAGAGCAGUCACUUCACCUUUGUGUAUGAUGACAAUGAGUGUUCCCUGGUCAUCCUCAGCACGAGAGAGGAGGACUCAGCUGUGUAUACCUGCACUGCCAAGAACCUGGCAGGCUCUGUGUCUUGCAAGGCAGAGCUCACUGUUCACGCAGCUAAAAUGGAAAAGGAGGAGGAGAUGGAGGACGAGGAGACUAUUCUGAGGAAGAUGCGCAGACUGACUGAUUAUUAUGACGUGCACAAAGAGAUUGGAAGAGGGGCCUUCUCCUAUGUGAAGCGGGUAACAGAAAAAGAUGGAAAGGUAGAUUAUGCGGCGAAGUUCAUUUCCACACGAGCGAAAAGAAAGGUUUCUGCCCUGAGGGAGAUGAAUAUUCUGUCACAGCUGGAUCAUGAGAGGGUCCUCUACUUCCACGAUGCUUUCGAAAAGACCACCGGAGUCAUCAUCAUUACAGAGUUGUGCCAGGAGGAGCUCCUAGAAAGAGUUACAAAAAAGUCAUUUGUGCUGGAGUCUGAGAUCCGUUCAUAUAUGAGACAGCUGUUGGAGGGAAUUGGCUAUCUUCACCAGAACAACAUUUUGCAUCUGGAUAUUAAGCCUGGGAAUAUCUUGAUGGCUGAUUCCAGCAGUGAGCAGAUCAGGAUUUGUGAUUUUGGGAAUGCAAUGGAGCUUGUGCCAGAUGAGGCCCAGUACUGCAAAUAUGGCACUCCGGAAUUUGUUGCACCAGAAAUUGUUAACCAAACUCCUGUUUCCAAGGCAACAGAUAUCUGGCCUGUUGGGGUUAUAACAUAUCUAUGCCUCACCGGAGUAUCUCCAUUUGUCGGGGAGAAUGACCGGGCAACUGUGCUGAACAUCAGGAAUUACAAUGUGGCUUUUGAAGAGAGCAUGUUUGCUGACCUCUGCCGUGAAGCCAAGGGAUUUGUCAUUAAGCUGCUAGUGGCAGAUAGACUGAGACCAGAUACAAAUGAAUGUCUCCGUCACCCCUGGUUUAAGAUUUUGGCAAAGGGGAAGAGCAUUAGCACAGAACCACUAAAGCUCUUCUUGUCCCGAAGAAAGUGGCAGAGAUCACUUAUCAACUAUAAAUCAAAGAUGGUGAUGCGGUCCAUUCCGGAGCUACUAGAUGACUCUUCCAGCCACAUCUCUAUCGCUGUUCCCAGGCACCUCAAAGAAGGAUCCCCUCCACCCUCAUCAUCCUCAGAUUCAGAUGAUAUUGAUGAGCUUCCUUUCAUUCCCAUGCCUCUUGCCUUGGAGUUCUCAGGCUCCAGGAUGUCACUCAAUGAGAUUCCGACAGAUGAAGAAAUGCUGAGCAGGCCAAAUGGCACCUUGGAAGGGGUAGGGCUAGACACCAACGAAGCAGUUCCUAUGGAGUGUGAAUCAGCAGGCAGUGGGAAGGAAGGGGGAGAAUCUGCAGGAAGAGGCCGGAGUAGAAAAAGAACCACAACACAAGAAGAAGACCAGAGAUCUUCUGAUGAGGAAAGUUCAGAGGUGACUAAGAGGCCAGAGCAGCCAAAGAGACCCUUGCGCAAGGGUUCAAGUGUGGAGUCAGACAAAGCAAAAGGAGCCUCCAAAAGAGGAGAACUGCGGAGAGGUAGUUCAGCUGACAGUGCAUUACUACUCCAUAUUAAACCAGAAGAUGGCUCUUCAGAGGAACAAGCUAAUGAAUCCAAGAAAAGGCUCAAAAAGGCUGUAUCAAUGGAGUUGCCCAGGAGAAGUCCUAGUCCAGGGACUCUGGAUGAACGUCGUAAAUUGAGCCAAGAAGAUUAUGCUUUGAAAUUAGAACUCAUGAGGCAGAGACUUCUAAGAGGAGGGUCUGUGGACAGCAAGAUGAGUGGCCUAAGGGGUCCUUUAUUGGAGACACUGGGAAUUGGUGGGGAUGAUACCCAAAAGCGCUCUGCUUCUCUAGAGCGCUACGCUCGCCCUCCCCGUGCAGGCCCAGUUCCCCCACUUGCAAGAGCUGCAUCGAGUGACACACCAAGAGAGGAAUCAUCAGAUGCCAAGGUGCUACGCAAAAGUGCAUCUUUCAGCCAGGGGGAUAGUGAACCCAUUCCCCUCCAUAGGCGAUCUGGAGCUCCUUUAGAGAUACCCUUGGCUCAGAUAGAAGGACGGAGAUUACAGGAGUGCAUAUCUAUGUCAGCACUAACUGAGCAAGUAAAGUUGGAUUCUCGCCCAGCCACACCUAAGGAGAUCUCCUCAAAACCACCAACCCCAGAUUUAGAAAAACAUGAGGAGGUGAGGUCUGGUGGGGGUGAGAAGGAGUGCACAGAGAAGAAGGAAGAUGGGCCCUUAGACAUUAAAACUGAGUCCAUAGUCAGUACAAAUGACUCAGCUGAGAAAGUUUGCAAACUUGAGGAAGUUAAUGCAGAUGAGGAAAAAACAGUGAGUGUGUCAGAAGAGGGUAACAUUGAUGAGAGAAAGAAAGAAGCCACUUUCCCAGAGAAGGAAAUGAGCAUGUCAGAAGAAGAGAUGAAGGAGCCUGAGAAGGUGGGGGAGAGUAAGGUUCAAUCUAUUACAAAGCCUCCUGAGAUAAAAGUUGAAGUGAAAAGUCAAAAACCAGAAGAAGAAAAAGUUUCUGCUUUUGAGCCAGAUACAAAGAAGUCCAAAGAGGAGAAAGUAAAAACAGAAGAGAAACAGAAACCACCAGAGAUAACUAUUACCAGUUCCAUUACAGUAACACCUGUAGUCAUACCCACAAAGUCAACAGAAAAUGGUAUUCAGGCAUCAUCCUCUCCGACCACUCAUGUUUCUUUUGCACUCCCAAGCCCCCGACCUUCUGCCUAUGCUGACACUAUACAGACUAUUGUAGUUCCCGUUCGAGAGACUGUUACCCUUGAAACUAAGCCAGAAUCUUCAUCAGCUGCACAUCCAGCUGUCUUUUCUAGAGUAGCAUCUACUGAACAACCUGGCAAAGAGCCUAGCCCACCCAAAGUUCUGAAAAAGCCUUCUCCACCACGAGAACCAUCACCUAGGCAUAUCAUUGAAGACAUUGCCUCUGAAGAAGUCUUUGAGGCAAAAUUCAAGAAGCGUGAAUCAUCUCUGACUCGUGGGCUACGGCUUCUCACAAGGUCAAAGUCUGAAGAGAAGUCGCUUGUCCUGCCUCCUACAUCAGGAGAGGAAGUUUAUCGGCCAGGACCCAGCGGCGCACCCUUGGAAUUUAUUAAGCCUGAGGAACCAAAGAAGCUAGAAGAGAGGGCGAGAUCUGUGCAAGAUCUCAGGGAAGCAGAGAAAGACAGCAGCUUCAUGAGGAGACUCUCUUUACGCCUGAAGAGGACUCCAUCAACUGAGAGAAAGGAAAUUAAACCAAAAGAAGAAAGUCCUGCACCUGAGCCUUCAGCUCCAAGAAGAAGGCUCUCUUGGACUCUGACACGCAGCAGCUCUAGGGAGAAAAAGGAGGUCGAGAUGGUGAGAUUGGAUGCAGGAGCAGACAAUGAGGCUCCCCGGGAACAAGAAAUAAAAGAGCAAAAGAAGCCUAAUGAGUCACCUGUCCUGACCAUGCGUAGGAAGAUUGAGUCCACAGUUGCUGGUAUAUCAAUGAGAAUCCGCAGUCAAUCUGAGGAAAGAAAGGAUGAGAAGAAGCAAGAGGGGAAGGAAGCCAAACAGGAGAAGAGGACACCCUUGCUCUCUCUGUUGCGUAGAUCAAGCUCAGAAGGGACUAACCUGAGGAGGCUGGGGGUUCCACAGAACCAGUUGGCAACUCAGUCUCCGUCUGCUCCUUCCACUGAGUCAUUGGAAUCUAAUGCAAGCAUCCAGUCAGAAGCAGCCAUCAAAAGUUCUGAGAGUGAUCGCAAGUCACCCUGGGACAGGUGGGGCUUGUCGAGAGGCAGGAGAGACAAAGUGGCUUCUCAGCCUGACAUCCCUUCAGCCAUUGCCAGAGAGAAUGGUUCUCUUCAUCUACGGCAGUAUUCACGCCUUGCCUCUGAUUUCCCCCCUGUGUUUCACAUCAAACUGCGGGACCAUGUGCUUCUGGAGGGAGAUCCCAUCACACUCUGCUGUCUCCCAGCUGGGAGUCCCAGUCCACAUAUCAUGUGGAUGAAAGACAAGAAGCCAGUGGUGCCAGACUCCAGAAUGAACAUUGUCUCAUGUCCCGAUGGCCGACAACUCCUCAUGAUCCUCAAAGCUAACAAGAAGGAUGCAGGCCUCUAUGAAUGUGUAGCUACCAACCCACUUGCCUCAGCCACGAGCUCCUGCACUCUCUCCUUGGCUAGACUUCCUAAUCGUCCUGGGACUCCUGAGAUUCCCCAGCGAUACAAGAACACAGCAUUGGUGCUUUGGAAGCCUUCAGACACAUAUGCACCAUGCACUUACACACUGGAAAGAAAGACUGAAGGUGAAUCGGACUGGCUCAUUGUUGCCUCUGGGAUACCUGACUGUUACUACAAUGUUACAGACUUGCCAACAGGUGGCACAUUUAAGUUCAGAGUGGCCUGUGUCAAUAAGGCAGGACAAGGACCUUACAGUAACUUCUCUGAGAAAGUAUCCCUCGACAGUCAAGAAUCACCUAAAGUUCCUGCACCCACUGCCAUCAAACCUGUUCCUUCCACUCCUCCUCCUGCUGUGACACUGCCCCCCAUUGUGCCUGCUCCAGUUGAAAUUCCCAGAAAAACACCAUCUCCUCUUCCCACCAAGCCUCCAUCUCCUCUCCCUGCGAAGCUGAUAGUCACACAAAUAACUUCCUCUGUCACCCCCACCCUCAGCACAGCUAAAACCUCUCUGACAAUCGCUGUCACUUCACCAUCAACUAUGGCUCAACCUAUUCCUCAGCCCCCUCAAGCAACACCACAUGCUGUCACAUCCAAGCCGCCAACCCCAGUAAACCUGACACCAUCCGUCACUCCCACCCCUCCUGUCUCACCACCCCCUUUAGUUUCUCCUCCCCCUGUCAUUGGCAAACCCAUCUCGCCAGUCCCUAUGUAUGUUCCAGUCAUGCCCACCCACAUCCCUCCCUCCCCUGUGUCUUCUCUCUCACCCCCCAUGGUGCUUGUGACCAGCCUGAGCCCUGUAGGGGAGGGGCCCGCCACUCCCACACGUAUGACCCCCACGGGCCGAAUGACACCUUCCACCAAACCUGCAGAGGGUGGUACUACCGCGCUUCGUCAAGGAGUGCCACAGAAACCUUACACAUUCAUGGAUGAAAAAGCCAGGGGCAGAUAUGGAGUUAUUAGAGAAUGUAGAGAGAAUGCAACAGGCAAACUUUUCAUGGCCAAAAUUGUUCCGUAUGAACCGGAGAGCAAGCAGGCAGUGCUGCAGGAGUAUGAGAUUCUCAAGUCUUUGCACCAUGAGAAGAUUAUGGCACUGCAUGAAGCCUAUGUCACUCCAAGAUACCUAGUUCUUAUCUCUGAGUCCUGCAUUGGCAAAGAACUACUCUACAGUCUCAUUGACAGGUUUCGUUACUCAGAGGAUGAUGUGGUGGGCUACAUUGUUCAGAUCCUCCAGGGUCUGGAGUACCUGCACAAUCGUCGUAUCCUGCACUUGGACAUCAAGCCAGAUAACAUCAUUAUCACGUACAUGAAUGUGGUCAAGAUCAUUGACUUUGGCUGUGCGCAGACCUUUAACCCUCUCUUCCUCAAACAGCUCAGUCAACGCCAUGGAACACUGGAGUAUAUGUCUCCGGAAAUGAUUAAAGGGGAUGUAGUUGGCCCUCCAGCAGAUAUCUGGAGUCUAGGAGUCCUGACUUAUGUCAUGCUCAGUGGCAGAUUGCCAUUCCUUGAAGUUAACCCAUUGGAGAUGGAGACCAAAAUCCAGGCAGCAAAAUUUGACCUAACGAAACUGUACCCAAAUGUGUCCCAAAGUGCCUCCCUUUUCCUUAAGAAGAUCCUGUGUAGUUAUCCCUGGGCUCGACCAACCAUCAAGGACUGUUUUGCCAACUCCUGGCUGCAAGAUGCCUAUUUGAUGAAGCUACGCCGACAGACUCUCACCUUCACCACAACACGGCUCAAGGAGUUCCUGGUGGAGCACCAGCGCAAGAGGUCAGAGGUCGCCACCAAGCACAAGGUCCUCCUGCGUUCAUAUCAGAGCACCCAACAGCCAGCAGCUCCUGUGACCCAGUGAAAGCAGCCAUGCCAUCAGCGCCAGAAAGGGGUCAAGUGAGAAGAACAGUCCAGGUUCUACAGAAGGCACAAGUGGCACACACCAGCCUGAUGCCCAGAUCUAAAUGUCUGGUAUAAUCAUCCCAAUAUAGCAGGCCGGAAAUGACAUGUAUUCUCGAGUCUGGCUUUUAUCAUGCAAAAACCAGCCACAAUGACAAUAAAACAGGAAAAAACUGAAACAUGAAAAUGGAAUUCAAAACAUAUACCUCAUGGACUGUCCAAAAGGGAGUAUUGAGUGGUUUGGUGUAAAUUGGGAAGACAAUGCAACAUUGUACAAAACCCUCUCUCUUUUCUGUAAUAUUAUUCCCAAUAUUUUAACAGAGCUUUACUGUUUUUUUUGCAUAAUAGGACACUUAUUUGGGGUAUUGAAAAAUGAAAAAACAGAGACCUUCCUCUUUAUGUUUAGGAAUUUUUAUCUCUGGUAAGGCUCACAUAUCUAGAAUUUUUUUAAAAACAAAUUCUAGAUUUAAUACUUUUUCCUGAAAUGUUCAUAUCAAUAUAUAAUUAUUUAAUUUUUUUCCUAGAAGAAUCCUAGGAACUUUCUGGAGAAUGAUGAUGCACCUUUUACUGCUGGUCUUUUAAAUAUCUAAGUAGCAUUCUUGUGUUAUUGGUACAUUUUUAAAGCGGUAUUUGAUAAUUCUGGUAGGUGCUUAAGUGUGAUAAACUUUACAAUGAGCAGUUGGAAGAAAGUUGUCAGUAAAAGAGAAUAUCUUUGUAGUGGAAAUUGGAGUCAUUGGAAAUAUUUUAAUUUUCUGCUUAUUUUAAAGUUUUGCCAGUGGAGACAGUUAAUUGGAAUGUCACAAAACUACCCAUCCUGUAUCUCUAUUGAAGAUGUGGGAAAGUGACCAUUGUGUAACCUGAUGUUAGCUUUCUUAUUUCCUGUCUUUGACAGUGUACAUAUGACAAAGCAACAUUGUCCGAAUCCUAUUAAACCACAUUUUCUCUUGUACUGUAUAUAAUGGAUUCUACCAUCAAUCGCCACAAGAGAAGAGUCUUGAAAAUCUCAAGGGAAGAAAACAACUAUUUAAAAAUUUAUUUGACACUGAAGUACAUCACAGUUAUGUCACAAGGACAAUAUCAAGAAAUCCACUAUAUUUCAUAGUCAGCAGCUGAGUCACAAUGUACAGUUAGCGGAAACAUUGUUUCUGUGACUUUGUUUAACUGAGGGCUGAUUUUUUGCUGAUUUGCCUUGUGACAUUAAUUUUAAAUUAUUUUUUUCUUUAAUUGCUGCUUUUACCGUUAACUUCUCUGUACAUUAGGUAGGCCUGAAAAGAUAUGUUUAUCUGCCCAAAUCACUAUCAAAUCUUUAUAAAUGUUAGUGGAAACUGUUAUAUCAGAAAGUGGAAACUUUCUGUUGACUAGUUUGUUUACAUGGUUUGCAAACAUACAUUUAAAUCUCAAAGGCGUAAAUAUUGAACCCAGAUAAAUGGAUGAUUGAAAUGAAAUGACUUGCCUUGUAAUUACAUCUUACAAUGAUACAAAUUAUAUGUAUAUAUACCUGUAGGUCUGUAGAAAAGGCAGCUUUAACUAGUGUGGACCUUUUAAGUUUGUGGUGAGGGGCUGGUCCAACCCAUUUUGUACACAAGGCACAAGGAGGCUAAUUGACUCAGCCCCUCCACAUUUUAUAUCCACACUGUAGGCUGUGAGUUGGGAUUGGAAAUUUAAAUACCAAACUCUCACCUAGUCAUUUCUCAGCUUUUAACGCUAGGUCACUCUGCCGUGGCUAAGAGUUUAAUCUGUCAUGUGAUAACCUAGUUUCUGUGUACUGCAAAACAAACAAUUCCUGCACUGAAAAUGUUAGUAUAAUGGAUGCUGCUAAAUCCUUUCCUUGAAGUGCAUACUUCCAAAGGCUAUGAUAAUCCAAUGCUAUAUAAUGCCUAAGGCACCAAGGCUGAAUUGUUCAGUAUAACACUGUUUACGGUAGCUUCACACAGAAAAAAACUUUAUCAUGUAAAACCUGAAUAUUUUUUUUCUGAGUGCAAACAACAGAGAUGCUUACAGUUUCUCUGGCAUUCAUAUUCUUCAUCUGGAGUUCUUGCUGACACUUCUCUGUCAGUAAGCAAAAUACAAGAAGAUAUCUAAUUAGGAUCGUUGUUCACACACCAUGAGAUAUCAUGAGAAUCCCAAACAAUUAAACGUGUUCGUUUACAGCAGUGUAUCUAACAAAGAAGGUUUUUUCAUCAUCAUGUGGCUGCCUGUUUUCCAGUUUGCUUAUUGUUAGAAAUAUUUUGUCUGUUUCAAAAGGGAGAAUAGCAAUGUUGUAACAGACAUGACUUUGAAGUAGCAGUACUAUUAGUCUACAAUGCAUACUACCAAAGACUGUAAGAUACUGUGUCUGUUUCUGGCAUUGACAAACCUUGCAGUUUUUACAAUUUACCAUUACUGGUAGAUUAGACGUUUUGCCUGUUAAAGAAUUUUUUAUUUAUAGUGCGUGAAAAUCCAUUAAAGCAUUUCAAGUAUCAUUAAUGUACCUGACCCUUUUCAUAAAUUUUACUAUUUAUAAAGGCUGUUAUUACAUAAGCACAGGUUCAAAGAGAAAACUUUCUUUAAUAACAAUUAACUUAAGUACAACAACUUGGUGAUAAAUACUGUAAAUAUGAGUAGUACUACACUGCUUCUGCGUAACAUUAUCAGGACAAAUGCAGGAUUUUAAUCUAGUCAAUGUCAUAAACAGCUGGUGGAUGAUUCAACAGUAGCAUUUGAUAUUUGUUUUUAGUUACAAAAUCGCAAUCUGAAUCUCAUUUUACAACAGAACCAAACUUCAGCAACAUUUGUACAGGAAAAUACAAUUAACUAAACCUCAUAGGAACUACAAUUUGUAUAAUCAUUGAAGAGCAAUAUGGCUCUUAUAUACAGGAGAAGAACUCUGUUAUGGUUUCAGAAUUGUUUAUCUUGUAAAGGUCUGAUACUAUUCCAUUGCCACUAUCAGCCACUCCCCUUUUUAAUGUUACCUUAACACUGAAAAUUAAAAUAGUUUAUACAGUAUUGUCCAAACAAAUCCAACAGUAAAGCUCUUCCAUGGGCAAAUAAUAAUACUGUUAGGUAAGGCUAACUCACAUGUUUGCACUGAAAUGCCCUACUAACAUAAAAAUCUUAAAUUCAGAUCUAGUGUUCUGAAAUCAGAUCUAAUUGUAUGACUCUAGAACUUUUAUGAUUUUGUGGAAUUACUAAUUUAUCUCUGUAUGAGUUAUUAUUAUUGUCAUCCUUUUAUUAGCAAAUUUGGUAACCUAUUUAUUUGCUUUUUGAGAGGGGUGUAAAGAUAAUUUAGUAAUAUUAGCAUUUACAUUUUAUACAAUUCACAUUACAAAGUUUACUUACUUGCACAGAGCUACUUUACUUUCACUAAUGUGUACAGAAUCACCAAGAUGUGAAUGAUCACACUAGUACAGUAUAUAUUCAAUGAAUGUCAGGCAUUGGAUUUGUGUUUUCCCUUUCAUUUUCCUUUAACAUGAAGUGUGAAUGGGUUUAUUGAACAUUUUGUAGGAAUUGUUUUGAAUUGCAUUUUAAGAUGUGAAACAUAAUAUCGGGGACAAAUGCAAAUCUCUUCUGUGUGGCACUUGUUGUAUCUGAUUUGUCAGGGAAGCUGUUACUGAUCACCCUGUUGUCUGAAAUUGCUUGUUUUGAUUCUUUUUCAAAAAGCAGUAUUGCUUAGCUGUAACAAGUUAAUUUGAGAAGUAAAUACAUUCACCAUCAACAACUUUUGCUUCCAUCUAACAUUACCUGCGAGGCUGAUUAAUGUGAAACUGAUAUUUCUCAACAAAUUUCCCAAAUUACAAUUAAUUGGUAAUAUAAAGUGGAAUAUAUAUAUAUAGUAUUAAACAAUAAAACACAGGAACAUAUAUAAAGAUUAUAUAGGAUGUUUUGUUGUUAUUUUUCCGCUUCUAUUUGACUCUUUUCCCAUAUGUGUGUAUUUAUAUACAGAUACUAUAUAUGUAUAUAAAAGAUCUAAAACUGAAAUUAGAUAAAUGUUGAAAAAUAUGUAACUAUAAAGUGCUUGGUUGCAGGGGAUUCUAGUACAGCUUAAAAUCAUCUUUUUGAAGAAAAUAUUGAUUUGUGAAUGAUGUAAUUGGACCUGAAUGAGUAAUGCCCUUUGUUGUUCAAAGUUCAAUAAACCUGGCAGGACUUAUCAUUAGCAACUGAAGCUGUUUGCCCAAUUACACAUCCAAUACUGAAAGAUCAGAGACUUUUUGAUGGAAGACACAUAUCUAUGUAACGAAAUGUAUUCACGGAUGCUAUAUUGUGUACAUUUUGUAUCAUUUCAAGAAAACAAACACUGUCCUUUAAGCCUCCUUUGGUUGGGAGCAAAUAAGAAAUUCUAUGCUACUGCACUCUAAUCUGACUCUUUUAUAUCAAGUGCAGCCGUUACCUUGGCAAUUUGCGUGUUCACAGCAUGCACCUGGGUAAUGAGGUAGUAAGGGCUCGUUCCCAGGAAAGGCAAUAUAUUUUUGUAAAAAGAUGACAAAGAAAAUCACUCAAAACAGCCUGGAAAGUGAUGAAUGAAGAGUCAGCUCUAUGGCAAAUUUAAACAGCAAGCACACUAAUAUGCCACACAUCCAAAAAAAGAAAGUCAGAGGAAACUCAAUAUAUUUUUUAUUUGUUGCUUAUCUACUGCAAACAUAUUUUCUAGGUUAGCAUAUUCCAUAUGUUUUGAAGGUCUGAUGAUCACUGGGCCAGAAGUAUUGGACAUCCAAUGAUAUGGUUAAGCUUCAAUACCUGGGAACGGGCCUUAGCUUAUGUUUUAAAACUACUAUGAACAAGAGCGUUUCUUUUUGUAAAUUCACAGCAGUGACAAUCUAUUUAUCGUAGUUUGUAGAUGUUGUUUCUAGUGGUUUGUUAAUUUAUUUUUCAGGCUCAGUAUGACUCUGAAACCUUUACGAUUUUGUGGAAUUACUAAUUUAACUCUGGUGUGGAACCACGGCAUGAAAGCUGAGAAAAUAAAAAUAAAGAGAAUAUGAAUCAAUCGUG
Molecule: messenger RNA, 17097 nt
Organism: Lepisosteus oculatus (spotted gar)
Lineage: Eukaryota; Metazoa; Chordata; Actinopteri; Semionotiformes; Lepisosteidae
Gene: spega
Product: striated muscle enriched protein kinase a
Biological process (GO): protein phosphorylation
Molecular function (GO): protein binding; protein kinase activity; ATP binding
Source: RefSeq, a predicted model, not a curated record